Olea europaea var. sylvestris is the source of this 1252-nucleotide messenger RNA. RefSeq names its product SNF1-related protein kinase regulatory subunit beta-2-like. The record is from RefSeq and is a predicted model, not a curated record. The transcript is spliced from 4 exons. Lineage: Eukaryota; Viridiplantae; Streptophyta; Magnoliopsida; Lamiales; Oleaceae. The coding region runs from base 286 to 1074 and encodes 262 amino acids. Gene Ontology annotation, molecular function: protein binding.
ACUCGUAGGAUAAUAGGAUUUCAUAAUAUUUUACAUAGCCUAGCAUCAUUUUUUCACAGCCGUAUUUUUUUUUUUUUUUUUUCAGAUUUGUUUACUCCUCCUUUAUAAUUAUUAAACUGAAAGUAUUUAAUCUGACUUUCAAAUUUGGUACCUCCUUGAACCCAUUUGAUAUUCCUUCUUGCAGGAAUGAUCAUAAUUAAUAUACACUGAUCCUUUUCUUGGAGGAUCCCAUUCUUGUAUUGGGUUGGUGAGAAAUAAUAUUUUAGUAUAGAAGCAGUAAUAAUAAUGGGGAACGUGAGUGGAAGAGAAGAAGGAAGCGACAACAGCCAAUCUGGGGUUGAGGGUGGCGGUGCAGGUGGCGGUGGUGGCGCCGUGCAGGAUGGCAUGGCUGAUCAAGAUCCUGCUGGUGGUGAAUUCAUGGGUCGUUCCCCUCCUCCUAGUCCUAGGACUUCUCAGUCUCCUUUGAUGUUCAGACCUCAGAUGCCAUUGGUUCCUUUACAAAGACCUGAGGAGUUGAACAAUUCCAGUCCUUCAUGGAUGCAAACUACUUCGCGGUAUGAAGAUGUUUGUAACGAGAAAGGUAUUCCAACAAUGAUUACGUGGAGCCUUGACGGAAAGGAAGUUGCCGUGGAAGGAUCAUGGGAUGAUUGGGAAACAAGGUUCAUUGUUGACGGACAAUGGAGGUAUUCUCCUGACUUCCCAUGGGCCCAGGAUGAAUCAGGCAAUGCUUACAACAUUUUAGACUUGCAGGAAUAUGUCCCAGAAGAUAUUGAUAACAUUUCCGGAUUUGAACCACCUCAGUCCCCAGAUGCCAGCUACAAUAAUCUGCAACUUGGUCCAGAGGACUAUGCUAAGGAACCGCCAGUGGUUCCUCCACAUCUACAGUUGACUUUGCUUAAUGCUCCGGCACCUCAAAUGGAGAUUCCACCUCCCUUUCUAAGACCUCAAUAUGUAGUGCUAAACCAUCUCUACAUGCAAAAGGGUAGGGGCAGUCCAGUUGUGGCACUUGGUUCAACUCAUCGGUUCCAUUCCAAAUACGUGACGGUUGUGCUUUACAAGUCCAUAAAGAGUUGAAAUUGGAAAUCUGCAAAAACUACAGUCUUUACUCCCUAAAUGUAAUUGAUAUGCUUUUAUAGUAAAUGCCGGGCCUAAUUCUUGGGUAAACUUUGGAAAAAGCCAUACAAGAAACUUUGAAAUCUAUAUGGAAUGCAAAAUACUUGGGCACUUAUCCCCCAGUUUUGUGACUUUAUCA